Messenger RNA from Musa acuminata AAA Group (dessert banana), 703 nucleotides. RefSeq lists its product as uncharacterized. The transcript is spliced from 6 exons. Gene Ontology annotation, biological process: mRNA splicing, via spliceosome; spliceosomal snRNP assembly. The coding region runs from base 117 to 383 and encodes 88 amino acids. The record is from RefSeq and is a predicted model, not a curated record. NCBI's taxonomy places the organism in Eukaryota, Viridiplantae, Streptophyta, Magnoliopsida, Zingiberales, Musaceae. Gene Ontology annotation, molecular function: RNA binding. Gene Ontology annotation, cellular component: precatalytic spliceosome; U1 snRNP; U4/U6 x U5 tri-snRNP complex.
CCGGCCCUCGUCUUUUAGAGCUCAAGCUAGGGUUUUCUUUAUCGCGUUCAUCGGGAGGGGCUUCUGCCGGAACCGAGAGAGGAGAAAAGGAAACCGGCUACAAGGGAGAAGCAGCAAUGGCGUCGACCAAAGUCCAACGGAUUAUGACCCAACCGAUCAAUCUAAUUUUCAGGUUCCUCCAAAGCAAAGCUCGCAUUCAGAUAUGGCUCUUUGAGCAGAAGGAUUUGAGGAUCGAGGGGCGUAUUAUUGGUUUUGAUGAAUACAUGAAUUUGGUCCUGGAAGAAGCUGAGGAACUAAAUGUGAAGAAGAAAACCAGAAAGCCAUUGGGGAGGAUUCUGUUGAAAGGAGACAACAUAACGCUGAUGAUGAGCACGGGUAAAUGAAAUCCUGAAGUUACUUGGCUUCGGCUGCAUCCAGCAGUACUAACUUCUCCUUUUCGCGGCAGUUGUAGCUGUUGUGACAUUUGUAUUGGCAAAUUGUCUGUCGUUCGAACUGAGUGUUCAAGACGAGAAGAAGUUUCUCUAGAAUUGUCUGUGUUUUAAUUUGUGCAACUACAGUUCAACAAGGAUAUGUGUUAAAUGCCUGUGUCAUCAAGGCAUAAAUUAGCAUCAGUAGUCAGUUUGAAGUGUCCCAGGGUUAAACCAUGCAGGCUUGAAAAGGAUCACUGUUUCUUAUGAGAUUGCAUCAUAGCAUUCUUAUCCAA